AUAAAAGAAAAGUUAGCUACAGUCUGAAUCUCCCAUCCGUGCACCUUAAUCAAAAUUUAAACUUGGACCAUUUUUUAUUUCAGGGAAGACAAUUUAUUUAUUUUUAUUUUAAGUAAAAACAGUACUCAUAUUACAGUGACAGCAAAUCCACCAUAAAUAAAAUCCAAAAAGAAAAAAAAAGUAAAAAUAUAAAUUUCCUAAAUAAAACGGGCAACACCCAAAAUUUCUCCGCCCUCCUUCCUCUGAAUCUCACUCCAUUGGAUAACUUCACAGAAAAGAAGAGAGAAAAAAAAAGUUGAAGAACUGAAAAUUAAGAAAAAAAAUUAAAUAGAAAAAAAUGAGGAUGAGGUUAUCCUCUAUUUCAAAGCCCAUAUCAAGUCCUGGUAGGACAGAUAAAUUCCCACCGCCAUUAAUGAGGUUUCUGCGAAGCAAUGUGGGAAGUCGAAGCAGUAGGGGAAGAACAAGGAGAAGACCGUUGUUUAUGCGGCGAAAGAAGUCUUUAACGGCAGCAUCUGCUAUCGAAACGACUCAAGAACCCUCUUCCCCGAAAGUUACAUGUAUUGGUCAAGUUCGGGUUCGACGGUCCAAGAGUAAGAAUCGUAACAAAUCCUCUCAAGUGUCAAAAACAACCCGCUCACAGAAAUGCAGCGGAAAUGAGAAUGACAAUGGUAAUGUCGUUGAUGAGAGUAAUAACAGUUGUUGUUGUUUGAAUUUACAGAAGUUUUGUAAAUUGAAAUUAUGUUGCAAACCGAAGUUUCGGAAAUGGGUUUUGUUUUUUAACUGUAGAAGUGUUAAGGUCCGGACAAAUUCUUCAAAAUUCGGGUCAAGUCGGUUCGAGCAAGACGAUGAGCAACAAGGAAAAGAAGUUGUCCGGGUCCGGGAUGAAGAGAGACGAGUAUCGAUUUCAAUCGAAACGGAGAUGACAACGACGACGACAACGCCUCCGAAGAAUGCUUUAUUGUUAACAAGGAGUAGAUCUGCGCCGUACAGAUCGUCGUCAUUAGCGUGUCGAUUUUUGGGUUCACCAUCGAGAGAAGAGUCAGAGAAGGUGGAGCUGGAAAACAGAGCAUCGGGAAUUGAGGUGAGCAGAGAUUCCACUUCAUCAGAAUCGAGGGAAGAUCGAGACAGUAUUGAAGGUAGACGAAGUAGUAGUAGUACAAACAUUAGUUUAAAAAAUGACAUGGGAAGUUGUGCACAAGUUGUUAAAUUAGAAAAUGAAAAGAGUAUUGUUCCUGAUUCAAAUGGAGAUGAUGGGUUUGGGAAACGAUUGAUGUUAAUGAGAUGCAAGUCAGAACCGGCUAGAAAAGAAUCGGAGACAGUUGAUCCGCUAAGCAGUGAGUUCUGGAGACAUCGAAGGUCGGGUAAUACUGAAUCUAGUACAAUACAUUCACAUGCAAUAGACUGAACUUAUUUAUUCCUAGGAAUAUACUAUUACAAGCUCUAUUACAAUUUACAAGGACUAUCAUUUUUCUAUUUUACUAAGGAGUAUUGUCUCCACGUAUAACUUUGGAUACUCUUUUUCCCAUUGCUAAAAUAUUACUUCAUCACGUUUUUUAUUA
Messenger RNA from Spinacia oleracea (spinach), 1559 nucleotides. RefSeq lists its product as uncharacterized. Bases 338 to 1405 code for a protein of 355 amino acids. Lineage: Eukaryota; Viridiplantae; Streptophyta; Magnoliopsida; Caryophyllales; Amaranthaceae. The record is from RefSeq and is a predicted model, not a curated record. The transcript has a single exon.